This is a messenger RNA of Sardina pilchardus (European sardine), 3059 nucleotides long. RefSeq names its product pseudouridine synthase 7 like (gene pus7l). Gene Ontology annotation, cellular component: nucleus. The record is from RefSeq and is a predicted model, not a curated record. NCBI's taxonomy places the organism in Eukaryota, Metazoa, Chordata, Actinopteri, Clupeiformes, Clupeidae. The coding region runs from base 321 to 2471 and encodes 716 amino acids. Gene Ontology annotation, molecular function: pseudouridine synthase activity; RNA binding. Gene Ontology annotation, biological process: pseudouridine synthesis. The transcript is spliced from 8 exons.
UAGCGUGAGCAAGCUGACAUUGUUGACACAUGUGGACACUAGAAAUGUGCUGCAAGAGUUGAGUUGUCUGAUUGUUUGAGUUGUAAUUUUCUCUAUAAUUGACCAAGGUAAGACGUGUUAAUACAAUAGCUGAAUGAACUAUAACAGUGUUAGGUUGCACAGCAUUUAACGUUCACAAAAUUGGUGGAGCUGUUGUGACUGACAAUCUGAUAAGUUCGGGAUGCCAUGCAGCCUUCUAAAGUAGUGAAGUCACUUUCAGAAGUAAAAAAUAAACACUUGAAGGUUAUGCUUGUUUAUUUGGCGAACGUUUUCUCUUUAUAAUGGGGGAGAAUUCGGAACCAGUGCUCCCCUAUAGUUUCGUAUCAAAUCAUGAAGGGUUCAUGGGCACCAUCAAAAACUGCACCCAAGAUUUUGUCGUGACAGAAAUCGACAUCAACGGUCAGCUGGUGACCAAAGCCAAACAUGGGUCACUACCAGGUCAGUUACACAAGGGUAGCGAAAAAAGCCACGAUCCUAAACGACUUAGGAUUGAAGAGAACACUGUAUCCAGCCUCGAGUCAGGCUUGGAGAAAGCCACAGCCAUCCAGUGUGCCACUGACCAAGGUAAAGAUUACAACAGCGAGCUGCUUCAGUCAGAAUGUUUUGACCUGAGUAUAAUCCUGGGGCCUUCUGUGUCUGAAGAGCUGGAGCUUUUCACUACUGCCUUGAGACUAGAAGGCAGAGCUCCUGUUCAUGAUGGUGAUGGUGAUGGUAGUAAGACAGGAGAUGGACAUUUAUCGCUGGGCACGUUCACUGACAAAACCCAGCGAGCCAGCGUCCACAGAGCUGUCCGCCACAACUAUCCGUUUCUGAAGACCGUUACAAACCAGGCGGAGAUCCUUGUGAAAGAAGACUCUGACUUCAAAAAGCUCUCCGGCCUUGUUUCUGAGGAAGAGUGUGAGGACUUUUUCAGGUUUAUAGACGCUAAAGUCUCCGGGUCUACGUUCACAUUCAAGCCAGACGCCAGUAAGGAGCAUAGGACCUGUGUGCAUCAUUUCCUCUCUGGUCGAUUUGGAAAGCUGGUUGAAACGAAGAGCUUCACCAACCAGAAUGGCAGUGCGAUCACGGUGAGGUUGAGAGAGCGAGGCAGACCAAACAAGAAGAGGCCAGCUGCUGAUGCAGAAGGGGAAGACACCACAUACACCGGCUUCACUCUGCAUAAGGAGAAUCUGGAGACGCUGGAGGCCAUCAGCUACAUGGCUGCGGCUCUGGGCAUCCUGCCCUCGCACUUCACCUACGCUGGCAUCAAGGACAAGAGGGCCGUCACCCACCAGAGCAUGGUGGUGAAGAACGUCUCGCCACAACAACUGGAGGAGAAGGUGUCUGACUUUGAGCCGAGAGGAAUCAGGCUGUCUGACAUCCGUGCUGUGUCAGAGCCUCUUCACCUGGGCAGACUUCAGGGAAACCACUUUGACCUUGUCGUCCGGGACCUCCGGCCCCAUCGUAGCCAUCUCCAUGGCGACCUGGAGAAGCUGGUGACCGAAGCCGUGGCGAAUGUUAAGAUGCGAGGCUUUGUGAACUACUAUGGACCACAGAGGUUCGGAAACGCACAGAGUGUUCAAGCUGACCGAGUUGGGCUUGCUCUGCUGAAGGAGAAUAUGGAAGCAGCCAUCAAGCUCUUUUUCACCCCUGAUGAUGAGGAUGACCUGCCAAAUAAAGCCAAACGUCAUUUCCUUAACACAGGUAACGCCAAGGAGAGCCUGGCGCUGAUGCCCGGCUACAAGGUCCGUGAGUGCCUGCUGCUGCGAGCCCUCCACCGCUACGGCGCCGGACCCGAGGGCAGUGCCCACGCCUGGCUCAGCCUGCCCCACGGCAUGCGCGUGUUCUACCUCCACGCCUACUGCAGCCGCGUGUGGAACGACGCCGCCGCCCACAGGCUGCGCACGCUGGGGGCCGAGCCCGCGCAGGGAGACCUGGUCUGGGCAGCAGCGGCGGGGGAGAGGGACGCAGGGCAGGCCACGGAGGCUGCCACACCAUCAACACAGAUCCAUGUGGUGACUGCAGCCGAGGUGGAAGAGGGAGUGUUUUCACUUGAACAGGUGGUUCUGCCGAUGCCAGGGAACACCGUUCAGUACCCGGAGAACCUUCUGGGCCAGUGGUACCGGGAGAGGCUGGCACAGGACGGCCUUGGCUCCUGCCGGUUCCGAGUUCCUGCGCUGAAGCUGAACGUGCCGGGCUGCUAUCGCCCCCUGCUGGCGCGCGCCCACAACCUCACACACACACUCUGUAAACACACACUUCCCAUACACACACUCCUCACACACCCCAGGGAGGAGGGGGAGGAGGACACACACGUUAGUGCUGAUGAUGACGAUGGUGUCGAUGGGCGGUCGGAGCAGACACACACGCCGUCUCUGUCUCUGACGUUUGAUCUGGACGCUUCCUGCUACGCCACCGUGUUCCUCAGGGAGGUGAUGAGGUGUGAUCUGUGAAUCUCGUCUCCAUGGUGAUGAGGUGUGAUCUGUGAAUCUCGUCUCCAUAGUAAUGCCAUAGUGAUAUUUGUUUUUGUUUUUGUCAGACAGUGUUCCGGUGUGGUGUAGACUAAUGUUGUGUUCCCAUUUUCAAUUGAGAAUGCUUGAUAUAUAUUAUAAUAUAAUAUCUUAUUCUCAAGUCAUGACCAGUCUUCAACAGCAACUGUGUGUUUGUGCAGGUGCUGAUGUCAGUUUCCUUAUAUUGCAUUAGGGAUCUACUGCAUAUGGACUAAUCUUAGUACUAGACUAAAGCCCUUUUCAAUUAAUUAGUAUUACAAGUCUUAAAGGAACAUGGACUUUAGCUUUGGCUACACGCACGGAGAUGAGAAGGGUAUGUGUCGACUUAGCUAACUGUGGGGAAUACGGUUAAUAAGCUAAAGUGCCAAAAAGUCUGUGAGUCCCAUUAAUCCAUGAAGGGAUAAACUAUCAGAGAUGUUUAAGAGUGGCCACUAGGUGGCACUCUCACACCAUGACUACUAGCGCCCAAUAUAGGGCGCUAAUGACUACUGUUGAAAGUCAAUGAAGAGUAAACGUUUUUUGGUGCCUGUC